AUGAAGUGCAAUUCUCUCAGUUGGACGGUGAUUCUACAGUUGACCGUGGUGAUCUGUUGUGUGGAACUUACUGCGGGCCGUAUCAUACAUCGGAUCGAAGAUUACAACAAGCCGAUGGCGGAACCAGUGCGCCAAUGUCGUAACGCCUGCCUUACGAAACAUCUGAAGGAGGAAAUCAACGAUAUCGUGGUAACGGACGAGUGUAGCGAUCGGCCAAACUGUUUCAUGUGCUGGGACUACUGCAAGAUUCUGCACGAGGAGAAGCGUAUCGUCCGCGAUCUCAUGUGUAGUGAUGUGAUUUGCUACUCGGGAUGCAAAACCGCUUGUAUGUACUAUAGCGAGUUCUACCGGAGCAUAAAGCACAAGCACACUGCACGAUAA
Messenger RNA from Anopheles aquasalis, 381 nucleotides. RefSeq lists its product as uncharacterized. The record is from RefSeq and is a predicted model, not a curated record. Lineage: Eukaryota; Metazoa; Arthropoda; Insecta; Diptera; Culicidae.